Molecule: messenger RNA, 3019 nt
Organism: Carassius auratus (goldfish)
Lineage: Eukaryota; Metazoa; Chordata; Actinopteri; Cypriniformes; Cyprinidae
Gene: meis3
Product: myeloid ecotropic viral integration site 3
Exons: 13
Coding region: 284-1525 (413 amino acids)
Biological process (GO): regulation of DNA-templated transcription
Molecular function (GO): DNA binding
Source: RefSeq, a predicted model, not a curated record
AACAACUCUCAGUCUCCAUCUCUCUCUCUCUCUCUCUCUCUCUCUCUCUCUGGUUUAAAGCUUCAUCGCUCACUGUGGAGAGACGCAUUUCGCUUCAUGGACGUCGAUAGAGCGGAAGGCACGCGACAUCAUCUCAAACGCGCCGCUAAUGCUGGAUCCUCGGCCCGCUCCACGCUUCUGCUGCUGCUGUCUUAUUAAGUUCUUGUGGAGAGUGUGUCUUAUCUGCCGCUCUGGUGUGUGUUGUCAUCCGUCAGUGAGUGUGUGAGCUCGGCUUCCGUAUCGCAUGGAGAAGAGGUAUGAGGAGUUGUUGCAGUACCCAGGCUCUGACGCCAUGCCUGUGGGAGACUACAGGGAUGCCAUGAGGUCACUUCCUCCACCUCACUACGGCCACACUGUGCCUGACUCCCUGAAACACCACCGGGACCAGAUCUACGGUCAUCCUCUGUUUCCACUUCUGGCUCUGGUAUUUGAGAAGUGUGAACUUGCCACCUGCUCACCACGAGACUCGAUGUCAAACUCCGCCCAUCUCCUCGGCAUGACCAAUCACAGUGACGUCUGCUCCUCUGACUCCUUCAAUGAUGAUAUCGCGGCCUUUGCUAAACAAAUUCGAUCAGAGAAACCUAUCUUUUCAUCGAAUCCAGAACUGGACAAUCUGAUGAUCCAGGCCAUUCAAGUCCUAAGGUUUCAUCUAUUAGAGCUAGAAAAGGUUCAUGACCUCUGUGAUAAUUUCUGCCAUCGGUACAUCACCUGUCUUAAAGGCAAGAUGCCCACUGAUUUGGUGCUGGACGACCGGGAGGGUGGAUCCAAAUCUGACAUGGAAGAUUUCACUGGCUCUUGCACCAAUCUGUCAGACCAAAAUCAGUCUUGGUUGCGAGAUCCGGAUGAUUGUGUGUCGACCCCCUCGGGCACCCCCAGUGCCUCCUGUGGUCUCACCUCACACAGCGCAGAGAACUGCAGCGAUGCCGGUGAUGGGUUGGAUGGAAGUGUGGCAUCUCCCAGCACGGGAGAAGAAGAUGAAACAGAUAGAGACAGACGAAACAACAAGAAAAGAGGAAUCUUUCCCAAAGUUGCGACAAACAUUAUGAGAGCUUGGCUCUUCCAGCACCUGUCGCAUCCGUACCCAUCUGAAGAACAGAAGAAACAGCUCUCCCAAGACACAGGUCUCACUAUACUGCAGGUCAAUAACUGGUUUAUAAAUGCCAGACGCAGAAUAGUCCAGCCAAUGAUUGACCAAUCGAAUCGCUCAGGCCAGAGUGCUCCAUACAGUCCAGAGGGGGCGGCUCUAGGAGGAUAUGGGUUAGAUGCACAGACUCAUUUAGGUCUUAGGACAGCAGGACUUCAGGGAAUGCCGUCCCUGCCCACAGAUUACCCCGGGGCACUUCUGCCCCAACCGGCAUACUCCCACGCCGGCCCAUCCUUGCACCCCUACCCCGGCCCCCACACUGCCAUGCUGCUCCAUCCCCCACCCCACAGCCACCCCGCUGAACCUCUCAUAGGACAAGGCCUUGACAUACAUGCCCACUAACUGAGAGCGGAGCAGGGAGGGCGCGCUGAACAUGGGAUGGAAGGGUACAUUGUAAAUUGACUUUGCAGUAUCACAGCCCAUCAUUCUCACCAAACCUUCGGGGCAUCACCGCGGUCGACACAUAAUGACUCUGAGAAUGUCUUAAAUGCACUGACCUGGCAUCAUAAAUGUAUCAAAACGCUCCCAUGCAAUGCCCAUCUCAAAUGCUUGACAGACUUGUUACAUUCCUUAACCAUUUAUUGCUCUCUGAUCUCCUCAUGACAAUGCUCUGAAUGCACUGUAUUUAGGACAUCUAUCUACUAGUUUUUAUGCACACUGCUGCGUUUGAUUGAUAUACCCACGUCUUCCUAUGGCCUUAGGGGUGAGCUGAAAUCUCCCUUAAUCUAACAUUAAGGCCUUCAUUGCCUUUCUUGCCUUGCCUCCGAAAACCCUCUUGAGGAGCACAAACAGAAAAACACAGCAUAUACCUCCUCAGUCAGGACCCAACAUGUCAGAAAGUCCUGAAAUAGUCUUCUGAGAUGAACAAUUGCACCAAAUCCUUACAACCUAACUGCUGAACAUGGUUAGUGAAAUGUAAGGGUGAAGCUCAUGAAACCAUGUCACGUUUCAUCCCAAAAUCAAAAGACAUUUUGCACAAGAAACCUAUUAUUAGAAGAGAAUUAGGAAUCAUUUCGCAUUGUGGUCUCAUUUCUAUGAAUUGCAUUUUCCACAAAAAUCUCAUUGCUGUAAUGCAUCUGGAUGUGUUUUUUUUUUCUUCUAUUAUUCUUAAUAGUAAUUUUCAUUAGUUUCUCAUAUUACAGUAAUACAGUAAAAAGCUUGAAAGACAAAAAUCAGUCUUAUUUUGAUUUUGGGGUGAAACAGAUUUCACAGACAUGUUCCUGGUAGAUUUUUUGAGAUUCACCUGUAAAACGUCAAAGAGCCUCGAGUCUCUUGUCUUCCUAGCUGAGGGCCAUAUACAUUUCUUUCAGAAGCCAGUCUCACUUUCCGUUUAACACAUUAUUUAAUUUAAUUUUUAUGUUGUUUUUUUGUAUUUAUCUGUGUCAUAACUAUGGGUACUCCAAAACUUUAAAAACAAAUAUUCCGAGUGUCACGUUUAUUUUAUUUUUUUAAUAUCUCGAUUUGAUAAAGAAGUGAAUAUGUUCUUCAGUUAUUUGAAGUUUAUGUGAAUGUUCAUCUGCUGAGGUCCCGACAGGCACAUUUUUGGUUUGCUCUGAAGGACCUGACUCACAUUACCAUCAAUAUUUCACCCAGUUUCAUCACACGAAUGAAUACCAGAAGAUCUGACGAUACUUUUUGGAGAUAUGUUUUGACUUCAAUCUCGGAAAACUGAGCUCUUUUUUGUCAUUCCCCUGUCUGCAUUAAAACAUAUUGUGACUGUUGAUAUUUUGAUAUUUCUGUUGAUAUAGGCCACAAAAUAUUACGUUCAAGCAUUGACACAAUGUUGCUUUUGGCCAUUUAAAAAAUGUAGGAAUUAAAAGUUAAUUUGAUUAAUGA